Molecule: messenger RNA, 1556 nt
Organism: Brassicogethes aeneus
Lineage: Eukaryota; Metazoa; Arthropoda; Insecta; Coleoptera; Nitidulidae
Source: the annotation of a GenBank genome assembly
CAGAAAUUCGAAAUUUAACCUCAAAAUUCAACUGAACUGUCAGAUGUUUGUUUAUAAAAAGAAAUCACUCUCUACUUUUAUCCAAUUAAUAAGCAGUUAAAAACAAAUUUAAAGACGCUUUUUUUUAAUGCGACAAUGGGAGAUAUUUGCAGAACGUGUCUACGUACUCAGGAUUAUUUAUUAGAUUUGUAUGAAAAUCGGGAGUUAAUAUUUAAGAUCGAGUCAAUUGUUUCUAUUGAGAUACAAGAGGAGCCUUUCUUUCCCUCAAAAAUAUGUUAUGAAUGUGUGGGAAACAUUACAAACUCCUUUAACUUCAAUAAAGUUUUAAUAAACAGCUUUAAUGAGCUAAACAAACGGUAUGAAAUACAUCAAAAAACAAAAGCAGGAGAAGAAGAAUGUAACGAAAAUAUUAAAGUUGAGCCUGUUGAUUUUAAACAGGAAAAUGCAAUUUUAGAUCAUACAGAUAUUAUUAAAGAUGAGGCUGAUAACACAGAAAUUGAGCAUAAAGAGAUAAAAUCAACUGAACCUAUAAAGUGUAAUGUAUGCUUAAAAACGUUUAAAAAAUUAGAAUCAUUAAGAUAUCAUAGACAAAGGCAUUCAGGGAAGAUUUUUACUUGCGAGUUAUGUGGGCAGUGUUUUAAUGUUAAAAGAUCAUAUAUAAAACAUGUUAAAACCCAUGCUGUUGUUUAUAAAACCCCCAUUCUCGAAAUGAAUAGGGAGGUUGAAAAAGAAAAUAAGGCAAAUAUCAUCAAGAUUGAGCCCAUACUACAGCCUAAUUAUAUCAUAAGUAGUGAGGAUCCUAUAGAUAACAGUAUUAAUGGGUUAAACGAACAGUACCAAAUAAAAGCUGAGGAAAAAGGGGUGAAAGAAGAAAGUAAGGCAAAUAUUAAAGUUGAGCCUGAUGACACUCUAAGCAGUGAGAAUUUUAAAAACGAAAAUACUGCAAUUUUAGAUGCAGGUGUUAUAAAAGUUGAGCCUGAUGACUUUUUAAGCGAUGGGGAUCUUAAACAGGAAAAUGAUGCUCUUUUAGAUGAUAUAGAUUACAGUUUUAAUGAGAGGAAAACGGUCAAAGUUGAGCCAAUACUAAUGCCUGAUUACACUGCUUAUAAAAAGAAAAAAUUAUUUGACUGUAAUGAGUGUCAAAAAACGUUUACAUCGAAACACAAAUAUCAGACUCACAUAAGGGAACAUACAAGUAAAGGGGCUUGUAAUAUAUGUGGCAUGGUUUUAAGAAGUGAUAAUUUAAAACGACACAUUCGAUUACACUCAGAAGAACCUAUAGAAUGCAAUAUAUGCUCAAAAAUACUUAAAAACUCAGAAUCAUUAAGAAUUCAUAAACGAAUACAUUUAGGGAUUAAAUUUAAAUGUGAUAUUUGUGGGAAGUGUUUUAAGGUUAAAACUGAGCAUUCGAGACAUGUUAAAACUCACACUGAUCCUGAAAUCCUGAAAUACAAAUGUAAAGUUUCACGCGCCCUAAAAAUAAACAUUAGGGAGCGUUUCUCAAACUUUUUUGAUGCCGGGGACCCCAAAAAGUCGGAACGACUAUAAAAAAAUUG